Messenger RNA from Candidozyma auris, 282 nucleotides. RefSeq lists its product as uncharacterized. NCBI's taxonomy places the organism in Eukaryota, Fungi, Ascomycota, Pichiomycetes, Serinales, Metschnikowiaceae. The record is from RefSeq and is a predicted model, not a curated record. The transcript has a single exon. The coding region runs from base 1 to 282 and encodes 93 amino acids.
AUGCUUUCUAGAAAUUUGCCACGCCUCUCAACAAUUGGAUUAAGACACUACGCCAAGCCUCCCAAGGGAAAAGUAUCUCAAUUUAUUGACGACAUUGGCAAUGAAAACACGAAGACCGCUCAGAACACUUUGAAGACCGUGAGGUGGAUGGGAGCUAUAACCAUAAUUGGUGUUUGUUGUUCCUUAUUUUGGGUCAGCUCUAUGACCGCUCCUGUCAAAGUCAAAGAGGUAGAGGUAGACGUUGGUGAUUUGUCCAAGGACAUACGGCACGAAAAGGAUUGA